Molecule: messenger RNA, 5403 nt
Organism: Drosophila ficusphila
Lineage: Eukaryota; Metazoa; Arthropoda; Insecta; Diptera; Drosophilidae
Gene: hppy
Product: mitogen-activated protein kinase kinase kinase kinase 5
Exons: 15
Coding region: 468-4313 (1281 amino acids)
Biological process (GO): protein phosphorylation
Molecular function (GO): ATP binding; MAP kinase kinase kinase kinase activity
Source: RefSeq, a predicted model, not a curated record
CGCUAGCGAGGGGUGAGAGGAACAACAACAUUUGUGGGCUGCGCGUUGACGAAGUGCAUGUGAAAUUUUUCGUUCUUAGGACAAUUGUUAAUUAUCUACUGGUCGGAAUUGGCCCGCAAUCACGUGUCCGUGUAAUAUGUGAACGAUUAAGAAGUCGGGUAUUGGAAUCUGAUUCACAGGAAAAUUAUACGAAGAAUAUAUUUAAAAUACAAGUUUUCAAAGUCCAGUUAACCUUACGUAAUUGUGUGUGAUUAUAAGCGACCAAAAUGCAUCUCGAUCCCCAAAAAUCAGUUCAUUACGCCUGCUAAGAGUGCUAAAAAUUAUCGCAAACCAGUAUCAGCGGUAAAAGAGUGCGAAACAAGGUAUAAGCGUAACAAGAAUCGGCUGAAGGCGGGAUCCAGAACAGGACUCGAUCGGCUAACCGGAAGCGGAAACGGUAACGACAAACGGAUACGGAAGCUGGCAAGAUGGCCGCCGCCCACAGCCACCACAAUGCCAAUCUGCUCAGCUCGGACAUCUCUCGCCGAAAUCCACAAGACGAGUACGAGCUCAUCCAAAAGAUUGGCUCAGGAACCUACGGCGAUGUCUAUAAGGCGAAAAGGAUACAGAGCAAUGAGCUGGCCGCCAUCAAGGUGAUCAAGCUGGAGCCCUCCGACGAUAUACAGAUCAUUCAGCAGGAGAUCAUCAUGAUGAGGGACUGCCGCCACCCGAACAUCAUCGCCUACUAUGGUUCGUACCUGCGACGGGAUAAACUCUGGAUCUGCAUGGAGUUCUGUGGCGGUGGCAGUUUGCAGGACAUCUACCAGGUGACUGGUCCCCUCACCGAAGUCCAGAUAGCGUACAUGUGCCGGGAAACCCUCAAAGGACUCGAGUACCUGCACUCCAUGGGCAAAAUGCAUCGGGACAUCAAGGGUGCGAACAUCCUGUUGACUGAGUACGGCGAUGUCAAGCUGGCGGACUUUGGAGUUUCAGCGCAGAUCACGGCCACAAUCAACAAGCGCAAGAGCUUUAUAGGCACGCCAUAUUGGAUGGCACCCGAAGUGGCGGCCGUGGAGCGAAAGGGUGGCUAUAACCAGCUAUGUGAUAUUUGGGCCUGUGGCAUAACCGCAAUUGAGCUCGCUGAGCUGCAGCCACCGAUGUUCGAUCUGCACCCGAUGCGGGCCCUCUUCCUGAUGUCGAAGAGCGGCUUCAAGCCGCCGACACUGAACAACAAGGACAAGUGGAGCCCCACGUUCCACAACUUCAUAAAGACGGCGCUGACGAAGAACCCAAAGAAACGACCCACCGCGGAGCGCCUGCUGCAGCAUCCCUUCGUCCAGUGCGAGAUGUCCUUGCGGGUGGCCAAGGAGCUGCUGCAGAAGUACCAGAGUCCCAACCCGCAGUUCUACUACUAUCUCGAUGGCGAUGAGGAGUCUGUGGCCAGUGUGCCACAGCGCAUUGCCAGCAAAAUGACGUCACGCACCAAUGGCGUGCCAGCGCAAAAUCACACACUAAAAACAGGAAUGACGACGAACUCGACGUGGAACGAGCGAUCUUCUAGUCCCGAGACGUUACCCAGCGACAUGAGCCUCUUACAAUAUAUUGAUGAGGAGCUGAAGCUAAGAGCGACCUUGCCACUGAACAACGACACCAAAGAUCCACUCGCCGCCGAGUGCAGUUGCGCCUCCCACAAUGGAGGAGGGGCCACCGGGGGAGGAGGAGGAGGUGGAGGAGUGUCAGGCGUUGCAGGCGGGGCAGCCGCGAACGGCAGCAGCAGCAGUGGCAGCAACAGCGGCAGCGGAGCAGUCGGCAGCACCCAUCAUCAGCACCAUCAGCAGCAUCACCACCAUCCGAAUCACCCGCAUCAGCAUACGCAACAUCAAAUGCAGCAGUCGCAGCAGCAGCAGCAAGUGGCACAUCCCCUCCAGCAGCAGCAACAUUUGGCGGCACAGCAGCAGCAACAACAGCAGCAGCAACAACAACAACACCUUCAUCAUCAUCCAAUGAGCACGUCCAUAUCGAGCGGUUCGAUGACCGCCAAUGCCAACUGCAUCAGCUCCUCCGCCUCGCUGGCCUCCAUGCCGGGUCUCAGUGCCUAUCUGGGAAUGGGCACCCAUGUCGCCACCAGUGGUGCUGGCGUCGGUGGUGGUGGCCACAUGAACCACAUGGGCCUGGGACUGGGCAUGGGCAUGGGCGGUGGCUUGGGUGGCUUCACCCAUGGUCUUGGCCUUUCCAAUUUGCGCACCACCAGCAUCGAUGCCGAUGACGACGAUGAUCUGGUGGCUGCCGAUGUGGCCAUGAAUAAUGCUGCUGCCGCCGUUCCUGGCAAUGGUAUCGUUUCCGGUUCCGGUUCCGGUACUGGUUCCGUUACCGGUUCCGGUUGCUCCGCCUCUGCGGCGCACUAUCUGCGGUACAGCAGCAAUUACCGAUCGGCCGCCGCCGCACAGGCAUCGCAGGCGGCCCAGCCGAACGCCAACUCGAUCUCGAUCUUGAACAAUUCGAACAACGGCCAUGGCCACGCGCCGAUCUCAUCUAGCAUCUCGUCCUCUGCGUCAUCAGCUUCGUUUUAUAAUCGCCUCCUACUCCUCGAUAAUUCCAGCGGCGAUGCAGUCGUCGGCGGCAACGGCGUAGGCGGCGGCAUCAACAACAGCAGCAGCGGCAACGGCGGUGUGGCAGGUGGAGGUGCCACCAAUGGCCUCCUCGACAAGCACGAUGCGGCGGCGGAGGCAACCAACCAAGCUGGCAUCAACCAGUCCAUCGGCGAUGGCUUCUUGCAUUCCAACAGCUCGGCGGCGAAUUCGGCCGUGGCAGGAUCGACUGGAUCGAGGGACAAUGACGGACCCUCGUCGAGCAACUCAUCGCAUCUCUACCAGAAUCUGCUGAGGAGCAGCUCUGGGGAAUCGCCGGCGGGAUCCAGCUCGGCGGGCAACAACUGUGAUUAUCGGCACGAGAGCAACCAGAAUGGACUAGAGGACUCGCCUCGACGCCACAGCUCCAUGGAUCAGCUGAUUGGGGUGCUCGAAAACCUGGGCAAAUCCUCGAGGACACGCAGUCUCAGUGAUGGCGGAACUCAGGACGAUGACGAAGCAGAGAAGGAAGCGCAACCCGAUUUGCUGAACAACACACCACCGGUGCCACCGAAACGAUCCCACAAGCGGCGACACACGCCCCCUCGACCGAUCUCCAAUGGACUGCCACCCACUCCCAAGGUGCACAUGGGCGCCUGCUUCUCGAAGAUCUUCAACGGCUGUCCACUGCGGGUGCACUGCACCGCCUCGUGGAUCCACCCGGAGACGCGGGACCAGCACCUGCUGAUUGGCGCCGAGGAGGGCAUCUACAACCUCAACAUGAAUGAGCUGCACGACGCGGCCAUCGAUCAGUUGUUCCCGCGACGCACCACCUGGCUGUAUGUCAUCAAGGAUGUGCUCAUGAGUCUGUCAGGAAAAUCCUGCCAGCUCUACAGGCACGACCUGGUGGCCCUGCACUCCAAGCAGACGGUGCGCUUCUCGCUGCACAUGAACAAGAUCCCAGAGCGAUUGGUGCCGCGCAAAUUCGCGCUGACCACCAAGGUGCCGGAUACGAAGAGCUGCACGCAGUGCUGUGUGACGCGGAAUCCAUAUAAUGGAUACAAGUACCUCUGCGGAGCGACGCCCAGCGGCAUUUUCCUGAUGCAGUGGUACGAUCCACUGAACAAGUUUAUGCUACUGAAGCAGUGCGAGUGGCCAGCCAUCAGCAUUCAGGGUGGCGGUCAUGGCUGCGUCCAAAACGGCCACACGCCCGUAUUCGAGAUGAUUAUCACGCCGGAAUUGGAGUACCCCAUCGUUUGUACGGGUGUGCGAAAGGCCAUGAACGGUUGCCUCAAACUGGAGUUGAUCAACAUGAACAGUGCCAGCUGGUUCCAUUCGGAGGACCUGGAGUAUGACGCCAUGGCCACGAUGGUGCCGCGACGCGACCUGCUGAAGGUGGUGCGUGUGCACCAGGUGGAGAAGGACGCCAUCCUGGUCUGCUACGGCAAUCUGAUGCAGGUGGUCACGCUGCAGGGCAACCCCAAGCAGCACAAGAAGAUGGUAUCGCAGCUCAACUUUGACUUCAACGUGGACAGUAUUGUUUGUUUACCGGACAGCGUUUUGGCAUUCCAUAAGCACGGCAUGCAGGGAAAGUCGUUGCGCAAUGGCGAGGUGACGCAGGAGAUCAAGGACAUGAGUCGCACUUACAGGCUGCUGGGCAGCGAUAAGGUUGUGGCGUUGGAGAGCCAGCUGCUGAGGACCGGCUCUUUGGGCAGCGAGGAGGGACACGAUCUGUACAUUCUGGCCGGACACGAGGCCAGCUACUAAGCUGCGAGGCGCCCGCUUAAUCCACUGUUAUAUUUUAAAUAUACUCCGGUACACGCCACACAAGUUUUAAGGGCAGCCGCCACAGCCGCAGCCGCCGUCGUUGUCAACUAUUAACUGUAAUUUAAUUACUCGUAGGCUAAGCAGUGAUUUACUGAUUAUAGAGGACUAGAGAGAGCCAGUUGAAUGUCGAGCGUUCGAUAGCUUAGAUUAGCGCAAUUUUACCGCACCUAGAAGAGGCAGCCUUCGAACAAGGGAUCCACACAACCACAAGCACACCGAUGGGGAUACUCGGCCCGAUUCGCUAUCUUUCGAUCUGCCGAUCACUCGAUAUAUUAGACGUAUGCGUUAGCGUCUGCGUCUGCCCGAUUCCGUUGUAGCUAUAUUUUUGUAUUACAAAGAAAUGCUUUAAUUUAUACAACUAACUUUAAUGAUCUACGGUAAUUGCUACGGAUAGUUAUGUUAGAGAUUUGUGUACACGCCUCACAAAGCCAAUAGAUACGUUUCCAAAUAGUCAUUCAGCAGGAGGAUCCAAUUAUAUAUACACUAACACAUGCAAUUAUCCAGAAGAUUCGAGACCCACUAAGGCAAUUAGAACUAAUAAAUACUUUUUAGUCUAUAGCAAUUGUAAAUCGCAACGUUUUUAGCUGGUUAAACUGCAUUCGAUUGGCUCAAAACCGCAACGGAAAUUAAGUGAGGAUGAUGGAACGAGAAUGGGGGGGAGGCGAUUUAGGAUGAUACGGUUUGUUGGGAAACAAAACUAGCUAGUAAGACUUUUCUAACCUAGUAACACGAAUUAACAAGAAAAUUAAAUGCAAAUUAAAGGUCUGUAUCUGUAUGUUAAACAAGUAAACUGAUUGUCAUAGUUACGGUUCUAGGCUAAGCUAGGCGAUGAAAACAGACAAUUUUCCGAGCAGCACUUUUUCGUCGAUUGAGUUGUAAAAAUAUUCUACUAGACCUUAAGUUAACUAGUUCAUACGAAGAAGCAAAAAACCGAAAAUUACAAACUAAUACGGAGAAAAGCAAACAAAUAAACCCACAAAAUUGUUAAACUCUAGUUUAGUGCAAGAAUAAAAAGUACGUGAAAGAGAAA